UGUGGUUACAGUAACUGUUAUCACAGAGAAAGUGAAUGCUGAGGAAUGCAGCCAGUGGCAGAAUAAUAGGUCAGCCAAGUCACAGGGCAGACAGACAGCAGAGCACUGGGUUUGUGUGCAGGUGGUGGGUGAGUGUAAAGCAGCAGGCAAGAACAAGGACAGAUAAAUAAGAUGUGCAAUCAUGAUCUCUGGAGGCAGACUGAUACCAAGCACGGCUGUGUUAGGAAUUAUCAAUGCAGUGGAAGUCCUGCUCUGUUCUUGCACAGGAGGGGAGGGUGAAAAGGGGAGGGAAUUCAUGGUUAGCCUGCAGUGAAAAACUGCCCAUAAAGCACCGAGAGCCUUUUGUCAAUAUACUACAGAGGCUUUACUGCAGCAACCAGGUGUUCCUGUCGCACACAAAACCCAAAGAUGAGCGGGAGCUUUUCUGAAAGACACACUUAUUGUUAGAAGAAAAAGAGGGAUAGUAAGAUAACAGAGAAAUCUGGAUGACCUGCAUAGCUGCAAGAAAUCUGGGAGAGAUGACAUGAAUUCUGUAACUUCAUCAGCACUCUCAGCAGAACGUUAAUUCUAAGGCAAUAAUUGUCAUUUUCUGAUUCAUUAGUCCAAAACCCAUAUUUUUGUAUAAACGACCAGAAGCCUGUCGAUUCUCAGAAUCCAAUGACCUUGACAUUUACCGUUUUCUGUUUCACAACCUUCUCCUCCGAGCCCCUCAACCUGUGCCUGGUGCUUAUAACCUGAUGCUGCAAUCCCGGAGAACUCAGUGAGUUUCCCCGUUUGCCUGCCCGAGGCUGUCUCGGAUACACAGUGCCCAGCCCAGAGAGGAGCAGCCUUGAGAAGAGCAGUGGGUCUGGUGCUUGAAAAGGAAUGGAAAAGCGAACUCCAGGGUGAGGGAGAUCGGAAGCAGCAGCGUCCCCUCUCCCUCCAGCGGCCGGGGAUGCUGCGCUCCCCCCGGGGUACAUUCCCCAGCGCCGUUUGAGGCUGCUCAGCUCCAUAAACGCCAUUUGCAUGGGGAUAGGAUGUGACAAGAGCUGUAAAUCACUGACGGUGGAGUCAACUCCUCAGGGGCAGACUCGGCGGAGCCGAGCCUCCGCGAGCUGGGGCAAUGUGUGAACGAUAUCUUUUGUUGGGGGGGAGGACUGAUAGCAAUUAGAUGAUACUGAUCUGGCCCUUUGAUGUGUAUUUACACAAACAACGCUUUCCUCCGGGAGUUGCACUAUAAAGGAGAGGCCCGUGCUCCCCGCCACCCUCCUUCCCGGCACCUCCGAAGCAAGGCAGGAUGACUAAGGCCCCUUUCUCCGUGGAAUGGUUGUCCCAGAGCAGCCAAGCUCUCAAGAGCCCCACCGAGGGCUCUCCGCACCGAGCAUCGUCCGCGGGCCGCCAGCCCGGCUCCGACUCCGACUCCAGCUCCAGCUCCAGCGUCGGCCGGAGCGAGCGGAGCCAGGAUCAGCCGGCGGGCCCGCGGGACGGGAGAGGAGGCAGGAGCAAGGAAAGCGUGGGGAUCACUCCCACAGCAGGUACCGCGACCACCGGGACAGCCUGGGGCUCGGGCGGAGGGCGGCGGGGCUGGGACACCCUCGGGCCGGGAAAGGCAGAUGCUCGGGCGCGGAGGAGGCGGGCGGCUCCCCACGCGGUGGCCGGGCCUGGCUGACCCUCUCCUUGUCGCUGUCCCCAGCAGCGGGCGGCAGGCCGUCGGGAGCGGGGCAGCCCGCGGCGGAGGAGGGCCCCGAGUGCGCCGAGGAGCCCCGCGGGGGGCGGCGGCUGCGCACGGCGUUCAGCGCGGAGCAGAUCAGCACCCUGGAGAGCUCCUUCCAGCGGCAGCAGUACCUGGGCGCGGCCGAGCGCCGGCAGCUGGCGGGCAGGAUGCGCCUGUCCGAGGUGCAGAUCAAGACCUGGUUUCAGAACCGGCGGAUGAAGCUCAAGCGGCAGCUGCAGGAGUUGAGGACGGAGCCCUUCUGCAGCCCCGCUCUCCCUUACGGACCCCAGGGCGCUGUGGUGCCCCUGCCCCUCACGUACGUGGCCCGGCCGCCACCUCUGCCCCGGCAAGGGGCUGCCUCUGAGGGCUGCGCUUUGGCGGCCCUGCCGGCACCCGCCCUGGACCUCAGCAGCGCCUGCAGAGCGCAGCCGCUUGGCUUUUGGGCAGCACCCUGCUUUGUAGGGUACCGCGACCCCAGAGCUUUCCUGCUGGGUGUCUGACCCUCUGACACGAACUGUGACUAAAGAGGAUUUGCACUACUGAUAGAUAUCUGGGCUGCCCUCGUCUGUUACUGCCUGGUGGAGUUAAGACGCAGCAGCGAUCUGAACAUUUGCAAAGACAUGCUGGACAAUUUGAAUCGUGGACUUCGGGCCCUUGCAUUUAUAGGCAACUGUAAAAUAUAAAUGGGGUGGGACAAACAAUAAUAUAACUGAAUUGUUUAAUAAACCUAUUUUUUCCA
Molecule: messenger RNA, 2432 nt
Organism: Catharus ustulatus (Swainson's thrush)
Lineage: Eukaryota; Metazoa; Chordata; Aves; Passeriformes; Turdidae
Product: homeobox protein SAX-1-like
Biological process (GO): regulation of DNA-templated transcription
Molecular function (GO): DNA binding; DNA-binding transcription factor activity, RNA polymerase II-specific
Source: RefSeq, a predicted model, not a curated record